AUGUACUCGCUCAGGCUCGCUACCAGCGGCAGCACAGCACUCGGCUUCACGCUCGGCCGGUUCGGCGGGAAGACAGGCGGCGGCGCCGCAGCAGGAGGACUAGCGGCACCCGCAGCGGCGGCGCAAGUAGGGAGGAGGAGCGUCUCCGCGACGUCGAACGCCGCCGCGCCGGUGCCAGGCGACCAGGGCGUCGGCAUGGACCCGAGCAAGCAGCAGCAGCAGCACAAGCCCCACGCGCCGGCGGGGGGACAGCAGGGCGACGACGUGCACAAGACCACCACUGCUCACGGGGACGUGAUGACCCACUCGUUCGGGGAGGGGUACUCGACGAGGUCGGACGAGGAGGGGUUCGGAGGGGUCUACGGCCAGAACGACCCGGUGCUCAACCCUGGGACCGAAGUGCACCCCAACCAUCCUGAGUAUGACAAGUCGCAGGGAUCGGAGGUGAAGGAGAAGGAGAAGGCGCGCCAUCUCAAGGACGACAAGCACGCGACCUAG
Molecule: messenger RNA, 498 nt
Organism: Triticum turgidum subsp. durum (durum wheat)
Lineage: Eukaryota; Viridiplantae; Streptophyta; Magnoliopsida; Poales; Poaceae
Source: the annotation of a GenBank genome assembly